Penicillium pulvis is the source of this 981-nucleotide messenger RNA. Its product is annotated as thiamine diphosphokinase. The record is from RefSeq and is a predicted model, not a curated record. Gene Ontology annotation, biological process: thiamine diphosphate biosynthetic process; thiamine metabolic process. Gene Ontology annotation, molecular function: thiamine binding; thiamine diphosphokinase activity; ATP binding. The coding region runs from base 1 to 981 and encodes 326 amino acids. The transcript has 3 exons. Lineage: Eukaryota; Fungi; Ascomycota; Eurotiomycetes; Eurotiales; Aspergillaceae.
AUGAGCUAUAUGGAGUGGCAUCCAAGCCGCUUUUUCCAUCCCGAAGGCAGUCCAGCACCGUACGCCCUGUUGAUCUUGAACCAACCAAUCAACGAGAGGGCCUAUGAGGUAUUGAGUGAACAUGCUUGCUACGUUAUUUGCGCCGACGGUGGUGCCAAUCGGCUGUACGAUUUAACAAAAAACCAAGGGCAAGAGUCAACAGAACUUCCCAAUGUCAUUGUUGGUGACUUGGACUCACUUCAUCCAGCGGUACGCUCGCAUUAUGAAAAGCUAGGAGUUACCAUUUUGGAAGAUCCAGAUCAAUAUUCAACGGACUUCACUAAAUGCUUGAAAUAUCUCAAUACACAUGCAUCCGAGAUCAUCGCAUCUCCUCGUCGACCUCGAGGCUCUGCCUCUCAAACAAUCUCAGAGUCAUUACUUGAAGUCGUCAUUCUUGGCGGCCUCGGUGGUCGUGUUGAUCAAGCCUUUUCCCAAAUUCAUCAUCUGUACAUGAUGACCGAAACACAACGAGAGCUUCGUGAAAUCCAGCACAGUACUAGUGACCCAAAUGACCAUCCUGGUGGUGACAAAACUCCCAGGCUAGCUACAGGUGGAAGUCUCUAUCUAGUCUCCGAGGAAAGCAUCACAUUUGUUUUGCACAAAGGCCGGAAUAUCAUCCAUACGCCCGCAACGAGACGUGCAGAUAUCGUCUCAGCUGCUUCGGCCCUUGAAUCGCAGCCCGAAGUCCCUGGAAUGUCCGGGAGUGGCAAGUCUGGUGAACAGAAAACAAAAUACUUUUUUGAAGAGAACGUUGGCAUCGUUCCUCUGUCUGCUCCGGCUACUAUCACUACUCAAGGCUUUGAGUGGGAUGUGCAAGACUGGCCCACUGAGAUCGGGGGUCAAAUAUCUACAAGUAAUCACAUUCGAGCAGAAAGGGUUGAAGUGAAUGCUUCAGUCCCCGUACUGUUUACUGUGGAACUGGCGCAAAGAUUAAAGAGGUAA